Physcomitrium patens is the source of this 2379-nucleotide messenger RNA. The record is from RefSeq and is a predicted model, not a curated record. NCBI's taxonomy places the organism in Eukaryota, Viridiplantae, Streptophyta, Bryopsida, Funariales, Funariaceae.
CACAACUGAAUGUCAAGCCUAUGCCAUAUAAGCUCCUCCUGGGCCCUGAGUUCAAUGUUGUCUGUCAGUCUCUCACUCUCAGUCCUGAGUCGCAGAAACACAGGCACACACUCGGUCCAGUUCAAAUCGCAGCCUCCUGAUCUAGCCUUGCGUUUUCGUCAUUGUUGUCGAUAGUGGCCUUCGUGAGAUAUUGUACUAUAAGCGCUGGGUGUUUGGGUUUCGAAUGAGAUUGAACGCAUGUCUGCGUAGAGUGGAGCGGACAGCCUUGCACAGUUGGCUUGGCGAGUUGUGGAGAUUGUGAGGAGAUUGAAUCGCGCAGCAAUGGCAGGUGCCAUGGCUGGCUGCGGUGCAGUGGCGAGGUCGUGGAUUCGCGGCAACCUGAUUGGUGCGGGAGCAUUUGGGAAGGUGAACCUGGCGGUGAACCGGGAGGACGGGGAGGUGUUCGCCGUGAAGUCUGUGCGCGUGGAGGAGGGCAGCGGGGACGCAGGGGCGCAGGUGUCGCUGCAGGCGCUGGAGAACGAGAUUGAGAUUCUGCAGAGCCUGGAGUCGAAAUUCGUGGUGCGGUGUUUGGGGAGCGAUUGGACGGAGGAGGGCGGGAAGUUGAUGCGCAACGCGUACCUGGAGUACAUGCCGGAGGGGUGCCUGACGGACUUUGUUCGGCAGUUUGCGGGCGCGGGGAGCGAGCCGCUGGACGAGCAUCUGAUUCGGACGUACACGCGGAGUAUUGUGGAGGGGGUGGAUUACUUGCACAGGCAGGGGAUCGUGCACUGCGACAUCAAGGGGAAGAACAUUCUGGUGGGGAACGGGAGCGUGAAGCUGACGGAUUUUGGGUCGGCGAAGCGGGUGGGCGCGGAGGGGAGGGUGUGCGGGAACGGGAGCGGGGGGUCGCUGGGGCGACUGAACGGGACGCCGCUGUGGAUGGCACCGGAGGUGGUGCGACAGGACGAGCAGGGAUUGGCGUCGGACAUCUGGUCGCUGGGGUGCACGGUGUUGGAGAUGGCGACGGGGAAAGCGCCGUGGAGUCAUCUGGCGAACCCGUUCGUGGCGAUGUUUCAGAUUGGGUACAAGGAUGAGAUUCCGGCGGUGCCGGCGAGCCUGAGCUCGGAGGCGAAGGACUUUUUGAGGCGAUGCUUCGAGAGGGAUCCGCGGAAGCGAUGGACGAGCGGGGAGCUUUUGGAGCAUCCGUUUUUGACGACGCGGCAUGUGGCGAAGAAGGUGGAGGUGGAGGUUGGGGAGGCGGAGCGGAGGGAGUGUGAUGGGAGGUUGGUGGAGGAGAUGAAGGAGACUGUGCCAAUUCUGCGGAUGCCGUCGUUUUUGAAGCGGGGGCUGGUGACGGAGGGGAAGGUGGAGGAGUCGGUAGGGAGUCGGGGGUAUUCGAGCUCGCCAUUUGCGAUGCCGAUGGAGGGGGAGUGGAUCGUGGUGCGAUCGCCGUCGGAGUCACCGCGGUCAGGCAGUCCUUCGCGCGGUCAACGUUCGGUGUCUACUGCUUCCUCAAACCAGGAAGAGGAAAUCGUGGCUGGGUGUGGAAUGUCAAUAGAUUUAGGGGAAGAGUUGUGUUUAAAGAAUAAAGCGAGUUCGACCAUCAUCAGAUUUGACACUUUGGAGGAAUGUCAAUACGGCUGCAGCAUCGUGUAUGAUUUGACGGAAGAAGGUUGUCCGGUGGAGACGAAUGUAAGCUGCAGCUUGAUAAGCACUUGUACAGAUGAUAACGACGGAAAAUGGAUUGAGAGCGAGGAAGCACUUCUUUAUUGUGAAUAUGGCGGCUUCCGUGCUAAAAAAGUAGAUGGUAGUACCUUAUCGGGAUUAAAAUUCGCCUUCGACGUGGAAAUGGUGGACAAGGUGCCGAAUCCAACACCUGAAGCUGGCCAUGAUCUGGUUCAGCAGUCAUUGGUGGCGACGACUGACAUUUCGAACUUGAAAUGUUUUUCGAAGCUUGAGUGUUUAGCCCUCGCGGGACGACGAAAGCAUUCGUAUGGUUUGGAAGUCUCGGAGAUGGAGGAGUCUAUUUUUCCCAGUUUGGGAGUAAUAGUGCAGAUGGCACUGUUUUUCUGGCCUGCUUCAUUCGGAGCCGAUGGUCAAGUGUGUGGGGAGAAUCGGGGCUGGAUCAAUGUAGAUACGAGUCAUGUGAAUACGGAAGAGCAGGUUCUUCGGAACUACUGUACAGUGUUAAUACGAUGUAAUGUAAAUGGUUUUCUGAAGAUGUGGAACAUACCCUCUCAUCCUCUCCCUUUUUGGUUGCGUUGUGUGUUAGAAAUUUGUGAUAUGCUUUUUUGUACUCUUGUCCUAAUCGUUACGUUGAAUGGUGCCUUCAUCGGCUUUAGACACGGUUACAAUUUCGUGAUACAUUGUGUUUGUGUCGGUUAAGGAUUGUGCUGCACC